UACGUCCUCACUUCAACCUUUUCAACGACUCACAGUCACGAGCAUGACAACUCCAGAACAACCGUUCACCUUAACUAUUCCGGAUGCAGAGCUAGAAUUACUUCACAAGAAACUCGAGCUUACGCGAUUCCCAGACGAAUUAGAAGGUGCCGGGUGGGACUAUGGUGUACCAUUGGCGCACGUGAAGAGACUUGUGGCUAGAUGGACAGAUGGCUUCGACUGGCGUGCCAGCGAAGCAGCCAUCAACACUGUACCACAGUUCACGAGAGACAUCAACGUUGAAGGGUUCGGCACAUUGAAUAUACAUUACGUGCACCAGAAAAGUGAUCUUGACAGCGCGAUUCCCUUGCUGUUCGUCCAUGGCUGGCCUGGACACUUCUUAGAGGUCACAAAGCUACUUCCGUUGUUGACGACUGUGUCUCCGGAAUUUCCAAGCUUCCAUGUCGUCACGUACAGUCUUCCUGGUUUUGGAUUUUCAGAAGCACCAAAAUCAAAGGGUUUCACCUCCAAACAAUACGCAGAGGUAGGACACAAAUUGAUGCUCACGCUUGGAUACAAUGAAUAUGUGACACAAGGUGGAGACUGGGGUUUCCUGAUCACUCGACGAAUAGCGCAGCUAUACGGAGGAUCCUACUGUAAGGCCUGCCAUACCAACUUCCUACCGUUGAUUGCGCCUCCACCUUUCAAGUCUAACCCUGGCUUGUUUCUCAAGUACUUGACAACUCCAUACACGCCUCUCGAGCGUGAAGGCCUGAAGCGCACUGAAUGGUUCCUCACUAAGGGACGUGGAUAUGAGGCGGGACAGUCCACCUAUCCCCAGACAAUAGGCUACUCCUUAGCUGACUCUCCUAUUGGUUUGUUGGCGUGGAUAUAUGAAAAACUUGUCCUUUGGUCUGAUGAUUAUUCUUGGACUGAUGACGAAAUCUUGACAUGGGUGUCGAUCUAUUGGUUCUCCCGUUCUGGACCAGCUGCCUCCUUGAGGAUCUACUACGAGGCAACACCUGAAUACUUCAAGCCAACACCAUGGUCAGCAACCCCCUACGGUAUAUCCCUAUUUCCAAAGGACUUGAUUCGAGUCCCAAAGCUAUGGGCACAUAGCGUCGGAAACUUAGUCUUUGCAGCUGAGCAUGAAAAGGGUGGGCAUUUCGCCUCUCACGAAACGCCAGAGGUCUUGGCUGGUGAUUUGAGGAAGAUGUUUGGUAAGGGUGGGCCUGCGUAUGGUGUUGUUCCAGGCAAGAGCGGUUACAUUGCGUAGAUAACCCAUAUCAGAGGUUAGUCAAAGUUCUAAUAACCGCGGCGUUGUUUGCUGUAGAUUGCUUAAGACUCCUGUCCAGGUCAGAGGCAGGGUUUAUUACUAUCUGAUACGUGUAUCUAAAGGAACGCCUUCCUCUAACAAGGGUUGCGUCGAAGGAUAGUCCGAUAGAUAUCGUUGAGAC
Molecule: messenger RNA, 1436 nt
Organism: Somion occarium
Lineage: Eukaryota; Fungi; Basidiomycota; Agaricomycetes; Polyporales; Cerrenaceae
Source: the annotation of a GenBank genome assembly